This is a messenger RNA of Brenthis ino (lesser marbled fritillary), 1302 nucleotides long. The record is from the annotation of a GenBank genome assembly. Lineage: Eukaryota; Metazoa; Arthropoda; Insecta; Lepidoptera; Nymphalidae.
AUGGUCAUCACCAGGAGCCAAGGAGACGCUGCCGAGAUGGACGCCCAGCGCCGCCCAGAGGAGCCGCACCGCUCAGAGGAGCCGCGCCGCCCUGGCACCCCCCGCCGCCUAGAUCAGCGUCGUCCAGACCUGCGCCGCCCAGAGGACCUGCGCCGCCCAGAGGACCUGCGCCGCCCAGAGGAUCUACGUCGCCCAGAGGAUCUGCGCCGCCCAGGGGAACAGCAACGCUUGGAAGAUCAGCAGCACAUGGAAGAACAGCAACACCAGGAAGGUCAACCCCGUGUGGAAGAUUGGAGCCAGGGAGCUGAACAAAUUGAACUGGAGCGAAGACGAAGACUGUCUCUGAAUCCACCAGCAUCACCAACCACGCCCUUGGAUACGGAGGUUGGGCUAGGGGCUACGAACGACGCCUCUGCCCCCACAACCUCUGCUGCCUACAGACCCUUGAAGACUGGAGACCGACCCCGAACCAGGUCACCAGGGCAUUCAGUGCGAUCGACGGCAAGCGUGGCUGCUAGAGUACGGCUGGCAGAACUUGAAGCUGCAGAGAAGCUUGCAGCCCUGAGGAAGAAGGAAUUGGAGAUCGAAGCUGAACUCGUCAGAAAGCGACUGGCUGCAGACAUCACCAAUAUCCAAGAGGAGCAGGAGAGCCUGCAUGAAGAGAACCUCGACCACCAACAGAAGGUGGACACAUGGCUCCGCACCAACCCCGUCAGUGCACGGGGGGAGGAGGAGGAGCAGGGAAGGAGGGGAGGGGAACAACACCUCCGGUUCAACGUUAGAGGAAGAUCACCCACUCCAACCAGAAGGAAACCAGGGAUUGAGCAUUUGGCUGAAGCUCUGGAGAAGAUGGCUAGACCCAGGAUAAGAUGCGCUGACCUACCGAUCUUUUCUGGAAUAGCCAACGAGUGGCUGUCGUUCAGAGCAGCCUAUCAAGACUCUACGAGGAUAUACCAGAUAUCAGCGAACGAGAACCUGCAGAGACUGAGGAGCUGCCUGCGGGGAGAAGCAAGAAACGUCGUAGCCGGCCUGUUACAUGCCGCUACAGAUCCUGACGUCGUGAUGAAGACCCUCGAACAGUGCUUCGGAAGGCCUGAGGUCAUCAUAGAUCAAGCCUUCCUGGAAUUAAAGAAGCUUCCGAGACCCGGAUCAUCAGCAGUAGACCUGAACAGUUUUGCAGUGAAGGUUCAAAGCGUAGUCAGCAUCCUGAACAGCAUCGGACGCCAGGGCUACCUCUACAACCCAAUGCUUGCGAGAGAGGUCUUGGACAAACUUGAGUCCACACAUCAGAGCACGCUGGUG